AUGGCCAACCUCACGCUCUACUCUACUACCGCAUUCAUAAUUUUAGAUACAGAUGGCAACCGAGUACUAGGCAAAUAUUACAAGCCAAGACAUGCGCCUUUACUGGGGUCAGACACUGGCGGAAAGAGUUUCUCUACACUCAAGGAGCAACGGGAGAUUAUCCUAUACGAGGGGUAUUUAGCAGUAUACAAACAUUCCCUUGACGUGAUAUUCUACGUGAUAUCACCAGCAUCCGAGAAUGAACUGAUGACCCACUCGGCACUUGUUGGUUUCACGGACGCAUUAUCUCUCUUGUUACGAGGGCAGGUGGAGAAGCGUGCCAUCUUGGAGAACCUAGACCUGACGCUCCUCGCGCUAGACGAGACAAUAGACGAUGGGAUCAUCAUUGAAACUGAAGGCCCAGUAAUUGCAUCACGAGUUAGCCGACCUCGGGCAGACGUAUCAGAGAUAGUCAUCAACGAACAAACCAUUAUGAGUGCCCUACACACUGUGCGGGAUCGGGCGAUGUCUACGCGUCGUCCUGCUAGCACUACCUCGCUCUCACGAUAUGCUCGGCCCGACUCACCAGACGAAUCGGACCGAGCGCUUGAUUUCUGCAACUCGUUCUGGGGUCCCAACGAUGUAGGUGUUGAUGUUUUGUUUGCGCGAAUGCGAGGAGCCGUCAGAACUGCCGAGGAGAUGCGUGCAUUCUGGAGGGAACGAGCACUCAUAGAGGAGGACUAUGCUAAGAGACUGGCUAAACUUGCUAAAACAGCAUUGGGCAGGGAUGAAAUCGGCGAACUACGUAACUCCUUUGAUGCCGUGCGGCUUGAGACCGACAGACAAGCAAACUCUCAUAUGGAACUAUCUCAACAAAUCAGAAGGGAUUUGGAGCAACCUAUUGCGGAUUUCAUCGCAAGGCAGGCUGCCUUCAAGAAGAGUGUUCAAGGUCCUGUGGAAAAGCUGUAUAAGACUAAGCAGACCCAAGAAAACCACGUGAACCGAACUCGAGAGAAAUACGAGAGUGAUUGUAUCAAAAUCAACGCCUUCACUGGACAGUCGGCACUUGUGCAAGGUCGUGAACUCGAUAAGCUCCACUUGAAACUUGAGAAGCUUCAAGAAACAGUCAAAAUAAACGAGCGAGAAUUUGGUAACUUUGUUCGUGCUCUCAGCGAUACUACUCGCAAGUGGGAUGGGGAAUGGAAAACCUUUUGUGACCAAUGUCAAGACCUAGAAGACGAGCGUAUCGAGUUUAUGAAAGAUAACAUGUGGAACUACGCCAACAGUAUUUCCACCGUUUGCGUGUCUGAUGAUGAGUCGUGCGAGAAAAUCAGGAUUGCUCUGGAGUCAAUUGACAUCGAGAGGGAAAUUGAGUACUUUGUCCGUCAUUACGGCACCGGCCAUGAUAUCCCGAACCCGCCACAGGUCAUCUCAUACCAGGGCCACGACGGUACUCCUUAUCGACAAACCACUCGCCCAGCUGAUUUCGUUCGUAACUCAUCACGUCCUAUGCCUGUGCGAUCUGCUCCUCCACCUCCUCCAGAGGUAGAAGAAGAGGUGGGUCCAGGCAAUGCUGGUGUUGGGGCUGGAGGAAGACGUGGGCGCGCCGAGAGCAUCUCAGCUGGCGAUGGACGUACGAGCAGAGCAACUUCUCGCGUACGCCGAGAUUCAAUGGCGUCUCAGGCUGCUGUUAGUAUGAACGGACAUGGUCCUCCACCUUCGCAAACACCGCAACCUGGAACAACAGGACGCUCAUCAACUGCACCCACUCCUGCUCCUCAUGCGCCUGCCAUGCAGCCACCUCCCCAUGCAGGGUCUGUCCCACUGCCCGGAAUGGCGAAUUCUGCAGCUUUUCGACAAGUAAAACCCCAACAGACCCAGCAAGGCAUGCCUCCGGGUAUUCCAGCUCAAGAAAGAACCCAACUUAGGAUUGGCUCGAAUGCCUACGAUGUCGACCCGAAUGCUGAUCCACAAAACGUUAGCCACAUGGGCACUAAAUCUGCUCACUCUAUAUCCCGCCCGCCUACUUCUGUUGGGGACGCCGCUGACCCUCUUGCACAACAACUCGAAAACUUGCGUAACGGUGGUCCGACUCGUAAUCCUACGAGGAGAGGCACGACGGAAACGCCAGGACCUCCUUAUUCCCCAACACAGAAUCGACAAGGACAUCCUGGAGCAACUCCUAGUCGUGCGGGAAGUGCACUCCAAGCGCCCCCUGGAGCAUUCACAGCGGCAGAGCAUGCCAAGGCCCAAAACCAAGCUCUCAACCGAGACUAUCAAUCUUCGGCCGACCGGAUUGUCGGUGCUCACCCAUCGUCUCGACCGGUCAGUCCGGCGGCUGCGAGUCCAACAGCCGAAUUUAUGCGUCCUCGCGGACAGAGCUUCGGGGGAGGUCAAACACCUGGGCCUGUCGAAGAUAUCCAUUCACGAUAUGGUCAGGCCCUCCCUAAUGAGCGCAGGUUGAGUCGCGCUGGUAGCCAUAUGGCACCCCCUGCUGGACAGCCACCUGCCCGGUCGCCCAGUCCUGCACGUGAAGGUUAUGCAGGAAUUGGUACCCGUCGAAGCACUAGUCCCCAGCCACCGCAACAGAGUAACAGAAUGUCUACUCCAAAUAUUCCACCUCAACACUAUUCUCAACAGCAACAGCAGCCCCCGCAACAGCAGCCUCCCCAAUCUGUCCAUAGGAAUUCCGGAAUCUUCCCACCUCAGCAACAACAGCCAUCGGUAGGACGGGCGACGAGUCCUUCUCCAUACGGUAUCGCGCUGGAUGCCUCGGGACAAGUUACUCAGGACUCAAUGGCCGAGGCUUACCGCCAAGCAUACAGCCAGGGGCAGGCACCGACCCCACAUCAACAAAUGCCGCCUCAGCAACCCCAAAUGCCGCCGCCUCAGCAGAUGCACCAGCAACAGUACUAUGGUCAGCAGUCAGGAUAUGGGGCACCAACGCCUACUCCGAAUCAUCCUCAAGCGGGGAUGUAUGGUAGCACAGCCUCACCUGCUCCUCCCACUUCAUACGGGCAAGCUCCGGCCCAACAACAACAGGCUCCUCAGCGGCAACACUCAGUGUACCAGCAAUAUCCUAACGGACAGCCUCAACAGUCGCCGUACUCUCCUGCUCCACCUAGCGGUGGCUAUUACCCCGGCCAACAGCAGCAACAGGCUCAGUAUGGCCAAGCUGCGUACGUCCAGCCACCUCAGCAACAGCAGCAUCAGCCCACCUCCAAUGCUCCACCUCAACAACAGCAACAGCCUGUAAUGACGAGAACCCCGUCGCCGCUUCCUCCGCAAGGGAACGUACAGCAGCAGGGAGCACCCCCGACUGGCCAAUACUUGGACGAUGGCAGUGGUGUUCUGUUUUAUGUUAGAGCGAUGUACAAUUACACAGCAACCAUUGACGAAGAGUUCGACUUCCAGGAAGGCGAUAUUAUUGCUGUGACAUCCACACCCGAAGAUGGCUGGUGGCACGGCGUACUUCUCGACGAUACGCGUCGUGUUCCUGGUCGCACAGUAUUCCCCAGCAACUUUGUCACCCUUUUUUAA
Molecule: messenger RNA, 3519 nt
Organism: Rhizoctonia solani
Lineage: Eukaryota; Fungi; Basidiomycota; Agaricomycetes; Cantharellales; Ceratobasidiaceae
Product: cell division control protein
Exons: 10
Coding region: 1-3519 (1172 amino acids)
Biological process (GO): cytoskeleton organization
Cellular component (GO): plasma membrane; cell division site; mitotic actomyosin contractile ring, proximal layer
Molecular function (GO): phospholipid binding; protein binding
Source: RefSeq, a predicted model, not a curated record